This is a messenger RNA of Ruditapes philippinarum (Manila clam), 1114 nucleotides long. Its product is annotated as ribonuclease H2 subunit B-like. The transcript is spliced from 11 exons. The coding region runs from base 63 to 1025 and encodes 320 amino acids. Gene Ontology annotation, biological process: ribonucleotide metabolic process; RNA catabolic process. Gene Ontology annotation, cellular component: nucleoplasm; ribonuclease H2 complex. The record is from RefSeq and is a predicted model, not a curated record. NCBI's taxonomy places the organism in Eukaryota, Metazoa, Mollusca, Bivalvia, Venerida, Veneridae.
UUAACAUGCUCAAUUUCGCGCCAUAAUUGCAUAAAAAAUAAGGUCGGAGAAUCAAUGCAAAAAUGCCGUCAACAAGGAAAAAAAAGGAAGAACCUGUCGACGUUGAUGGCACAAUUGAUGACGGUGACAAAGAAACGAAGAAGCAACCGUUUGUUGUAAAAGAUCCGACGCAGUGGCUUUUCAUAGCGAAAGAUGAGGUUAUUAAGCUAGAUCCAAACACCAAUCCUGAAUCUAUUGUAUGUGGACUUAAACAUCCUAGAACAGGGCAGAGAUGUUUGUUUUUAUUUAGCAAUGAAGACAAAGAUAUUUAUGAGAUAGUACAGUUUAAAGAAGAAUUUAGGUCCUGGUUUAUUGGGGAAACAGUUCAACAUGAUGGCAGUUUAUAUAUAACUACGCCUGUAGAUCCAGUGUUCCUUAUUUUACCAUACCUUAUACAAGCUGCUAAGUCAGAAAAGUUUAUGACAUUAGAUCAGAUAGUGAUAGAUGAAGAUUUCCCAGAAUGCCGCAGGUUACAGUCUUCUUGUCAGUCAGAUCAUCUCGAGAAUGUAUCAGAUGUCAAAGGUGAUGAUGAUUUUAAAGCAUACAGAUAUAACAAAGACAAGGCAUUAUCUUGGUUGAAGUUAAAGACAGAAAAUGUAUGUAAAGUAUUGGAGAAGAAGAAUGUUUGUGUGUCUGGUGCUAAAACAUCAGAACUUGUACAGAGUAAAGCUACUGAAGAGGAGUAUAUGAGAUAUGCUUUUGGUGUGGUGUCCGACUAUCUUCCUACAGAAUUAACCAACUUACUGAGAGAACAUUUAGGUAUACCAGUUGUUGCAGAGAAGAGACCAUCAGAUGCUAAGAAUCCACCAUCAAAGAGAGCAAAACUAGAAGAUAUAACACCUAAUGAAGAUUAUAGUCAGAAUGUGAAACAUGAGGACAAGUCUAAAAAGGGUAAAGCCAGCACAGCACAGAAGAAGUUGGAGAAAGUUGACAAGUCCGGGAUGAAGAGCAUGAUGAGUUUCUUCUCUCCGAAAACAAAAUCCUGAUAAUUGAUGAGUAUGAAUACAGUCAAACCUGUGAUUGAUGACCUACUGUAGGACCAAAAAAUAAACUUAAUAAAAUGUCAAACCCAUAC